This is a messenger RNA of Phytophthora nicotianae INRA-310, 1428 nucleotides long. RefSeq lists its product as hypothetical. The transcript has 3 exons. Lineage: Eukaryota; Oomycota; Peronosporomycetes; Peronosporales; Peronosporaceae. The record is from RefSeq and is a predicted model, not a curated record. Bases 1 to 1428 code for a protein of 475 amino acids.
AUGAGCUCUCGGGGGUGGUCCGGAGAGGGACUAGGUGAGGAAGCGAGUGAGGGGUUCGGUAAAUGGGCUCCCCCGCUUGAGACGGAAACGCCACCUCCUGCUGAGAUCCGCGAAGAUGAAAACAAAGAGCACGCAGGAGGGUCCGUCGGGAGUGACGUGCGCAAUAGGACUCCGACUGGGGGCGGUUCGAACGUUGGCUCGGAACGCGGAACACCAAGGAGAACUGAAACCCAGACCGAGAGUCGCGAGACUCGAAGGGACAAAGAGGGGACGCUCGGAUCUGAACCUCUGUCUCCAAGAGCGAGAAGGAUGGCCCAGUCGGUGUUGGACACGCCCCAGGGACGAGAGAUGUUCGACCAGCUCCUCGCGCGGAUGGUACGACAACCAGCGCCGGGCGAAGAGCCGCCUCCGGCGAGGACGACGGAUGGUGAGAUCGCGGAAGCCGCGAUGUCGACUCCGAGAGCGCUGCAAGGAGACGCGUUCUCCUUCGAUGCGUCGAGGCCGUCGUUACCACUUGAAAGUGGCAUGCCUAGAAGGCAAGGAAUGCUGCCAGCGUGGUCGGCAGCUCCCGCAACUGAGCCGUCUGCGAGCAUGGGAGGCCUUGGAAUUGGUAGGAGCUUCAGUGGUCAAGGACGAAGUUACCAAACGCCUUCGGCGCACCCUCAAGGGCCUGUAGUGAAUCGGACGCACGACCACGGUGGUAAUUAUGCGCCGAUAGUGGGCAUCCCAACUGAGUUGCGGAACGCGGUGAAAGGGAUCGUUCCAUUUUAUUCCAACACCGCUACGAGUGAAAGGCGGCGGCAUUUUGGUGUUUCUCCGAAAAGCGCACGCUAUGGACGUCCAGAUGAGGUUGACGGCGUUCUAGCAGUGCCUAAAGGGCAAGAUAGGUCAAGUGUGGUGACUCCUGCACAGCUGUGGAGCCGACUCAAGGCUGCCAAAAGGAAGCGUGGCAAGUCUGUCGAGGAGUGGGGCGACCGGAUUUCGACUAUGUGUGAAGCCUUGAACUACCACGAACCUCGUAUGAGGUACGAGUUCUUCUUGGAUGGCCUGUGGAAUAAGCAGAUGAAGGCGGUGUUGAACGCCAGCAUGGUCACGUCGAUUUCCCGAAGCGUGCGCGCUACUGCUGUACAAGAACUUGCAUCUCCCUGUCGAGGAAGAAGACGAGUUCGCUGGCGAGGUGACGGGACAACCGAGGACGAAUCGAGCGGUAUCGACGGAGUCUCAAGUGCUCCAGGAGCUACGCCAGAUGAAUCAGCUGAUGAGAACGCGACAGUUAGGGCCACGAACGCCAAGAGGGCACGUCAGUGCAGUGGCUCCUCCGACUUCUCCCCGAGCCGGCGUUCCAAUUGCGAACGGGAACGCCUCGGGUUCAACACCUGGGUCUCUACGUAUCCGCCUUGGAUCAGACACGCGUACCACCGAGGGUGA